AUGGCUUAUAUCUACGUUCUUGAUUUUAAUGGGAACAACGUCCAUGUUUACGCCAAUGACAAUUACAGGAGCUGCAACCACAACCACAACCACAGGAGCUCCAAUAACAACAACAGCUACAACAACAACUACUCCUUCCACAACUACCACCACAGCUACAACUACCACAGUAGUACCCACAACAACAUCUGCUCCAACAACUACCACAGCACCUCCAACAACUGCUACUACUCCUCUAAUUACCCCAACAACAAACACAUCAACAACAUUAACGACCACAGCAACUCCAACAACUACUACAUCUGCUGCAACAACUACUGCAGCUACUGCAACAACUACUACAUCUGCUCCAACAACUACUGCAACUACUGCAACAACUACUACAUCUGCUGCAACAACUACUGCAGCUACUGCAACAACUACUACAUCUGCUGCAACAACUACUACAUCUACUCCAGCAACUACUACAUCUGCUGCAACAGCUACUACAUCUGCUGCAACAACUACUACAUCUACUCCAACAACUACUACAUCUGCUCAAACAGCUACUACAUCUACUCCAACAACAACUACUACAUCUACUCCAACAGCUACUACAUCUGCUCCAACAGCUACUACAUCUACUCCAACAACAACUACUACAUCUACUCCAACAGCUACUACAUCUACUCCAACAGCUACUACAUCUACUCCAACAACUACUACUACAUCUACUCGAACAGCUACUACAUCUACUCCAACAACUACUACAUCUGGACCAACAGGUACUACAUCUACUCCAACAGCUACUACAUCUACUCCAACAACUACUACAUCUGGACCAAUAGCUACUACAUCUACUCCAACAACUACUACAUCUGGACCAACAGCUACUACAUCUACUCCAACAGCUACUACAUCUACUCCAACAACUACUACAUCUGGACCAACAGCUACUACAUCUACUCCAACAACAACUACUACAUCUACUCCAACAGCUACUACAUCUACUCCAACAACAACUACUACAUCUACUCCAACAGCUACUACAUCUGCUCCAACAGCUACUACAUCUACUCCAACAACUACUACAUCUACUCCAACAACUACUACUACAUCUACUCGAACAGCUACUACAUCUACUCCAACAACUACUACAUCUGGACCAACAGCUACUACAUCUACUCCAACAGCUACUACAUCUACUCCAACAACUACUACAUCUGGACCAACAGCUACUACAUCUACUCCAACAGCUACUACAUCUACUCCAACAACCACUACAUCUGGACCAACAGCUACUACAUCUACUCCAACAGCUACUACAUCUACUCCAACAACUACUACAUCUGGACCAACAGCUACUACAUCUACUCCAACAACAACUACUACAUCUACUCCAACAGCUACUACAUCUACUCCAACAGCUACUACAUCUACUCCAACAACUACUACUACAUCUACUCGAACAGCUACUACAUCUACUCCAACAACUACUACAUCUGGACCAACAGGUACUACAUCUACUCCAACAGCUACUACAUCUACUCCAACAACUACUACAUCUGGACCAAUAGCUACUACAUCUACUCCAACAACUACUACAUCUGGACCAACAGCUACUACAUCUACUCCAACAGCUACUACAUCUACUCCAACAACUACUACAUCUGGACCAACAGCUACUACAUCUACUCCAACAACAACUACUACAUCUACUCCAACAGCUACUACAUCUACUCCAACAACAACUACUACAUCUACUCCAACAGCUACUACAUCUGCUCCAACAGCUACUACAUCUACUCCAACAACUACUACAUCUACUCCAACAACUACUACUACAUCUACUCGAACAGCUACUACAUCUACUCCAACAACUACUACAUCUGGACCAACAGCUACUACAUCUACUCCAACAGCUACUACAUCUACUCCAACAACUACUACAUCUGGACCAACAGCUACUACAUCUACUCCAACAGCUACUACAUCUACUCCAACAACCACUACAUCUGGACCAACAGCUACUACAUCUACUCCAACAGCUACUACAUCUACUCCAACAACUACUACAUCUGGACCAACAGCUACUACAUCUACUCCAACAGCUACUACAUCUACUCCAACAACUACUACAUCUGGACCAACAGCUACUACAUCUACUCCAACAGCUACUACAUCUACUCCAACAACUACUACAUCUGGACCAACAGCUACUACAUCUGCUCCAACAGCUACUACAUCUACUCCAACAACUACUACAUCUGGACCAACAGCUACUACAUCUGCUCCAACAGCUACUACAUCUACUCCAACAACUACUACAUCUGGACCAACAGCUACUACAUCUGCUCCAACAGCUACUACAUCUACUCCAACAACAACUACAUCUACUCCAACAGCUACUACAUCUACUCCAACAACUACUACAUCUGCUCCAACAACUACUACAUCUCCUCCAACAACUACUACAUCUCCUCCAACAGCCACUACAUCUACUCCAACAACAACUAUAUCUUCUCCAAUAACAACUACAUAUACUCCAACAACUACUACAUCUGCUCCAACAACAACCAUAGCAGCUCCAACAACUACCACAACUACAAAAGCUCCAACUGCACCUGUCCAAGUUUUUCUGUUUCUACAGUUCCUUGAACCAUAUGUAUCUGAUCUCACAGACCCCACCAGCAGUGUAUAUCAAGAUCGCAAAGGACGAGUUGAAGAGACGUGUAAUAGAAUCUACAAACCAUUUCCUUCCUUCAUCCGUGCCAUUGUGAUUCAGUUCAG
This is a messenger RNA of Oreochromis niloticus (Nile tilapia), 2769 nucleotides long. RefSeq names its product DNA-directed RNA polymerase subunit beta''-like. Lineage: Eukaryota; Metazoa; Chordata; Actinopteri; Cichliformes; Cichlidae. The coding region runs from base 1 to 2637 and encodes 878 amino acids. The record is from RefSeq and is a predicted model, not a curated record. The transcript has 4 exons.